UGAUUCGCUUCCCCCCUUCUCUGUUUCUCUCUCUCUCUCUCUCGCUCCCUCUGUCUCUCUACGUUGAGCUCCGAACCACGAAGAAACCCUAGUCCAAGGAACAUGAGAGGAGACCCCCGCGGCGUCGGCGGCGGAGGGGAGGCCGAGGCGGGGCCAAGCUCACGGCCUCCGCGGCGCGGCGAGGCGGCGGCGGCGGGGCAGCGGCGGUUCCCCGCGGCGGCGCCGCCGGAGAUCAUGAGGGCGGCGGAGAAGGACGACAACUACGCCGCCUACGUCCACGACGCGUGCCGCGACGCCUUUCGCCAACUAUUCGGUACCAGCGUUGCGGUAGCUUACCAGAGUGAGAUAAAGCUGCUAGGUCAGACACUUUAUUAUCUAUUGACGACAGGUUCAGGCCAGCAGACACUUGGAGAAGAAUACUGUGAUAUAUUACAGGUUGCAAGUUCUAAUGGCCUUCCACCAACACCUGCUCGACGUGUUCUUUUUGUGGUGUACCAAACUGCCGUCCCUUAUCUCGCUGAAAGAAUUAGCUCUAGAAUGGCUUCUCGUGGUAUGGCCCUAAAUGACACUCAAUUUGAGGAGUCCGGAGAAAGCAAUCAUCCUACUAGAGACACCAUACAGUCCUCGGACAUUGAUGAGAACUCUUCUUCAAGAGGCAUUAUUGUAUCUCCUCUAUCAAGAUUUAAAGAGAAUUUUCGUGCCUUGUGGUUAUCAGCAAUACAGAGAUGGCCUUCGGUGCUCCCUCUUGCUCGUGAGGUUUUGCAAUUGGCUCUUCGUACUAACCUUAUGUUUUUCUAUUUUGAAGGCCUAUAUUAUCACAUAUCAAAGCGUGCAGCUGGCAUUCGUUAUGUCUUCAUUGGGAAGCCUUUGCAUCAAAGGCCUAGAUACCAAAUAUUGGGGAUAUUUCUGUUAAUUCAACUUUGUAUUCUUGGUGCUGAAGGACUGCGAAGAAGUAAUUUAUCUUCAAUGACUCGGUCCAUUCGUCAAACAUCAACCAGCAACCACUAUUCUUCCACAGGGCGAGGUUUGCCUGUUCUAAACGAAGAUGGCAAUCUCAUCACUGAUUAUAACGCUACUAAAGGCAGUUGGACCUCUGAUUCAGCAGUUGUUUCCGAGGCUCCAAGUGGCAUGAGCAAAUGCACCCUCUGCCUCAGUACUCGCCAACAUCCAACUGCUACUUCAUGUGGUCAUGUCUUUUGCUGGAAUUGCAUAAUGGAAUGGUGCAAUGAGAAGCCCGAGUGCCCUCUGUGCCGAACUCCUAUCACCCAUUCGACUUUGAUUUGUAUAUACCACGCCGAUUUUUAGCAAGCUGGCGCACGGAAUUUUGUUUUCCGCAACUACAGUUAGGGAGCUGGAAUAUGUUGAUGCCUACACAGUUUCAGAGAAAAGUGUACAAUAUAGUAGAGAAUUAUCAGCCAUCAGCAUAUACAAUACAGAAAGCUAAUGUAACAGGGCAAAUUUUUUUCAACCCUUUCCGAGAUUCAUUUGAGUGAUAUUGUUCUUGUUGUUGUAAAUCACCAAAAUACCAACUGCACGUCAAUUUAGUGGUGGAUUGGCUAGGAGAAAUGAAUGAUUAUAAUGUAUUUGGAACACCUGAUGUUUAAAUUUUACUGAUAUGAGAACAGAUUGAGAGUAAAUUUUCAAUGCAA
Ananas comosus (pineapple) is the source of this 1649-nucleotide messenger RNA. RefSeq names its product peroxisome biogenesis factor 10. Gene Ontology annotation, biological process: protein import into peroxisome matrix. The record is from RefSeq and is a predicted model, not a curated record. Gene Ontology annotation, molecular function: zinc ion binding. Gene Ontology annotation, cellular component: peroxisomal membrane. The transcript is spliced from 11 exons. Lineage: Eukaryota; Viridiplantae; Streptophyta; Magnoliopsida; Poales; Bromeliaceae. Bases 103 to 1305 code for a protein of 400 amino acids.